This is a messenger RNA of Brachypodium distachyon (stiff brome), 1730 nucleotides long. RefSeq lists its product as uncharacterized. The transcript has a single exon. The record is from RefSeq and is a predicted model, not a curated record. The coding region runs from base 204 to 1463 and encodes 419 amino acids. Gene Ontology annotation, molecular function: protein binding. NCBI's taxonomy places the organism in Eukaryota, Viridiplantae, Streptophyta, Magnoliopsida, Poales, Poaceae.
UUGACGCCCGCGUACAUCUCAUGUUUUGACCGUGACAGGUCAAACAUGGACACGGAGUAAAAUACCCUGUCCCGUUCCGGAGGCACACACCAAUCAGGGAUCAGAAUCAACUCCGGACACAGCCCGGUUUCGCGACAUGUAAAACACACCAAUGGCGUCCACCGAGGGUGAAGAUUCCUACUCAAGAAUCAAGAAAGGCACCAAUGGCCUCUCUGCGGCGCCCUCUCGAAAUCGAGGACGACAUGGCGCAAAGACCGCCCAAGAAGGCGCGAGCCUCAGCAGCCCCAGCGUCAGCGUCGUCCUGGGCGGACCUCCCCCUGGACAUCGCGGGCGACGUCCUUCGCCUCCUGCCGUGCUACGCCGACCGCAUCUGCUUCGGCGCCGCAUGCCGCUCCUGGCGCUCGUCCGCGCGGCAGCACCGCGCGGCCCCGCGCCUGCCGUGCCUCGCCUUCACAGACGGCGCCUUCCGCGGCUUCCCCGCGGACGCCCGGCCUUUCCGCCUGCCCGCGGCCGCCGGCCACCACAGCUCCUGCGGCGAGUGGCUCGUCUUCGAGUGCCACGACGGCGCCUACGCGCUGGCGGACCCGUUCUCACACGCCGCCAUGCCGCGGCUCCCCCGCCUGCCCCGUGUCCACGUCCGUGCCGAUCCCGUCGUGGCCGCGGCCGAGCGCGCUCUGCCGGACUGCAGGCACCCGUGGCGAGAGCAGGAGCGAGAGCCCGAGCCCGAGGCCGCGGCGCCCUUGUCCUUGCUCAAGCUCGUGGUCUGCUCGACGCGCCUCGUGGCCGCGGUCGUCGGCCAGGGGCGGCACGGCAAGCUCGCGCUGUGCCGGCCCGGGGCGCCGUCCUGGUCCAUGAGCGGCGACGACGACCAAUGGAGGCGGCUCAAAGACAUGGCCUUUUACCAGGGCAAGCUGUACGUCGUCGACCACAACGAAGACCUCUUCGCCGUCACUGUAAAGGACGAAGGCGAGCCGCCGGCCCUGUCCCGUCUCGACCGCGUCGUGAAGGGACGCCCCACGCUUGCGGACACCCUCCGUCGCGUCACGCUUCUCUACCUGGCAGAGUCCGGCGGCGCGCUGCUGAUGGUCGGCAGGGAGAUCUUCCGUGCGCGUAUGCGGCCAGGGAGGCUAGCACGGACAGCCCCAAUUGACGAGCACUUCACCGUGUUCAGGGCCGGCUUCCGCUCGUCGAGGUGGAAGAAGGUGCGCACCAUCGGCGACGACCGAGCUCUGUUCCUGGGGCGGUGGUGUUCCAGGGCCGUGCUGUUGCCGGAGGAGCACAGGCCGGAGUGGGGAGACCGCAUCUUCUUCCUGCAAGACGGCACCGGCAACGAGUGGCCCCACAAGUCGCUGAGCUACUCUUUGAGCGUCUACCAUAUGCAACCACCAGGCUUUGACCAGUAUGACUGGCCUGCUACUUGGCUUUUCCCUCGACAGGGAAAAUUGCUAGCACCUCCGUUUUAAAUCAUCUUGUAUUUUUGCCCGGACCUUACAAUUGAGCAGACGGAGUAUCCGUACAUUAUGGACUGCGCUAGGCAAUGGGCCUGAUGUUCUCCCGCUCCACAAAGCAGCAGCGGCCAGGAGCCCGCGUACAGCGCAGCCCAGCUCCGGCCCAGCUCGAGCAGUAGGCUGUAGGCCUCAUAGAAGUUUUCUUGAAACUACGGGCCUCUGUCGAAAUAUUACGUGGACAGAUACAUUUAUAUUUAGACAAAUUUGAGACAAUAAUGUAGA